Molecule: messenger RNA, 2114 nt
Organism: Theobroma cacao (cacao)
Lineage: Eukaryota; Viridiplantae; Streptophyta; Magnoliopsida; Malvales; Malvaceae
Source: RefSeq, a predicted model, not a curated record
AAUAGCUAAAAUUGCUCCAACUUUAGCUCCAAAACAGCCUCAUAGGCUUCUUGAAGAGAAGUUUAUUUCUCUCUUAAAAUCAUGUAAGACCUUAAAACAUCUCUUCCAAAUUCAAACCAAAAUUUUAACUCAGGGCUUUGACCAAAACCAAUACAUAACUCCGAGUUUUGUGACCGCAUGUGCUCAGCUGAAGCAAAUGGGUAUUGCCCAGAAAGUGUUUGAUAAAAUUCCUGAACGAAACACAGCCCUAUGGAAUUCAUUGAUUAAAGGCUAUGCGCAGAAUGGGUUUUAUGAAAAAGUUAUAUUCUUGUUCAGUCAAAUGAAAAGCAUGGGUUUUUCAUUACCCAAUGGCUUUACUUUUCCUAUUGUUCUUAAAUGUUGUUUCAAGUGUAAUGCAUUGAGAGAAGGUGCGGAAGUGCAUUGCGUUGUGAUAAAAAGUGGUUUUAGAGGAAACCCUUUUGUUGGAACUACGUUAAUCGAGAUGUAUUCAGGUUGGAGAAUGACAGCAGCAGCUUAUAUAGUGUUCAGUGAAAUGGUUGACCGGAAUGUUGUCGCUUGGACUUCAAUGAUUAACGGGUUUAUUCUAAGUCAUGAUUUAGUCAAGGCACGGUUUCUUUUUGAGCUGGCGCCGGAGCGUGAUAUUGUGUUGUGGAAUACUAUUGUUUCGGGUUAUAUUGAGAUAGGGGAUAUGGUGGAAGCAAGGAAUCUUUUUGAUCAGAUGCUGAAAAAGGAUGUAAUGGCAUGGAAUACAAUAUUGCAUGGUUACGCGAUUAAUAGGGAUGUUGCGGCUUGUGAGAGGUUUUUUGAAGAGAUGCCUGAGCGGAAUGUUUUUUCAUGGAAUGGAUUAAUUGGGGGGUAUGCAAGAAAUGAGUGUUUCGUGGAGGUUUUGGAUACAUUCAAGAGGAUGCUAAUUGAUGGUAAUGUUCUUCCUAAUGAUGCUACGCUUGUGACAGUAUUGUCUGCAUGUGCGAAAUUAGGAGCUUUGGAUUUGGGGAAAUGGGUCCAUGUAUAUGCAGAGAAUAAUGGAUAUAAAGGAAAUGUUUAUGUUGGGAAUGCUUUAAUUGAUUUGUAUGCAAAGUGUGGGAUGAUAAAAAAUGCAGUGGAUAUGUUCAAGAGCAUGGAUAAGAAGGAUUUGAUAAGUUGGAACACAAUAAUUGGGGGCUUAGCAAUGCAUGGGCAUGGAGCUGAUGCUUUAGAUUUGUUUUGUCAAAUGAAGAAUGGUGGAAUGAAUCCAGAUGGAAUUACCUUCAUAGGUGUUUUGUGUGCUUGUACACAUAUGGGUUUAGUUGAAGAUGGCAUUUCAUAUUUCCUGUCAAUGGUAGAUGAUUAUUCAAUUCAGCCUCAGAUUGAGCAUUAUGGUUGUAUGGUUGAUCUGCUAGCCCGAGCUGGUCUUUUACCACAGGCUCUGGAUUUUGUGAAGAAGAUGCCUAUGGAAGCAGAUGCUGUUAUUUGGGCUGCCUUACUUGGAGCAUGUCGGGUUUAUAAAAAUGUUGAAUUUGCCGAGCUUGCUCUCGAACACCUCAUUACACUUGAGCCAAAAAACCCUGUAAAUUUUGUCAUGCUUGCUAACAUAUAUGGGGAUCUUGGUAGAUGGAAAGAUGUGGCAAGAUUAAAAGUUGCAAUGCGAGAUACUGGGCGCAAAAAAUUGCCAGGAUGUAGCUUGAUUGAGGUUAAUGAUGGUGUGGUUGAGUUUUAUUCCCUAGAUGAGAGGCAUCCUGAAACAAAGGAAAUAUAUGGAGCCUUGAGGGGAUUGACAAAACUGUUGAGAUCAUGUGGGUAUAUACCGGAUCUUCAAGAGCUCGGGCAGGGGGGUUGAGGUGAAAAAAAAUGCUGCUGAAUCUAGGAGAGAGUCAUUGGUCAGGAUGACAUGUCUCAAGUGGUUGAGUUUUACUGUCAUCCCUUUUCGACCUGUGACAUGUCUCAAGUGGUGUUCUUGAACUUGUGAUUGUUAAAAAUUCACGAGCAGCAGUUGAAGAGGUUCUAGAAUCUGGACUAAAUUGCUUUGUGCUUAGGCUGACAUCCCUUGCCAUGCGAGUAUUGUGUAAGGAAAAUUCCGAGUACUUUUUCAAUUCCAAAGGAUGUUAAACAUGAAGCUGACAGUCAUAUUUGUUUCC